Zerene cesonia (dogface butterfly) is the source of this 741-nucleotide messenger RNA. RefSeq names its product macrophage migration inhibitory factor-like (gene Mif). Bases 178 to 537 code for a protein of 119 amino acids. Gene Ontology annotation, molecular function: cytokine activity; phenylpyruvate tautomerase activity. NCBI's taxonomy places the organism in Eukaryota, Metazoa, Arthropoda, Insecta, Lepidoptera, Pieridae. The transcript has 4 exons. The record is from RefSeq and is a predicted model, not a curated record.
GAUGGUACCGCAACAUUAUUCUGACUUUUAUAGAUUAUAGAAUAUUAUAUUAUCUGAGAACAGUAUACAAUAUCUACUUCAGAGUAGUAUAAUAAUACUGAUCUACUUGAUCUGUCCACUGUGCAGUAAACUAGGUACUCUCAACUCGGCUUUGCAAGAAAAAAAACUACCACCGUAAUGCCUCACUUCCGUAUCGAAACUAAUGUUCCAAAAUCAAAAAUUCCAUCAGAUUUUGUUGUAAAAGCAGUUCCAGUUUUGGCUAAAGCUCUAGGAAAACCAGAAUCGUAUUGCGUUGUGUCUGUAAUUCCUGAUAUUCCCAUGAGUUUUGGUGGCACUAUGGAGCCAUGUGCAAUUGCAAACCUUAUGUCCAUUGGAUCUCUUGGUGUGGAACAAAAUAAAAAGCAUGCAAAAGUUUUAUUUGACUUGGUAGAAAAAGAACUGGGCGUUUCUCCAGACAGAAUGUAUAUAACCUUCCAAGAUGAGCCUACUGGAAAUGUUGGAUUCAAAGGCACAACUUUUCAUUCUAUUUUUGGAUAAAUAAACAAAAUUGUUGUUGCUUUAUAUACAAUUCCCUUCUCUUUAUUUACCCCCUUGUAUAUUCCUACAACAUUAAAGAGGCUCUAAAAUUAGAAAUUAAAAAUAAGUUUCCAUUUUUUUAUGUAAAAACUUAAAAGUGGUUGUUAUAUAUUGUACCUAAAUUGACUAUUUUCUUGAUUGUUGUAAAUAAAAUAUUUAUUAAUU